AGCGGGUGCAGGUAGCCAAAUCUUUGAGGAGAAAAGGCGGCUCGGACUGCAAGCACCGGACUCCCUCAGGUUGGAGCGCCAAGGAGCUGCUCUUCCGGACCCACCCGCCACACCUUCGCGCCGCCUCGGCCCGCCUCUCCCCCCUCCUUGGCUGGGCGCCGAGAGGAGGAGGAGGCGCUGCUGCUGCCGCUCUUGUCGCCCGGCCCCUUGUCCCUGCCUGGCGUCGUCGCCGCCGCCGCCCACCUCCUCCCUUCUAUCUCCGCACAGAGCAGAGAACCUGCCCGGGAAAGCCACCGGCUGUUGGGCUUGCAGCUGCCGAGCCUGGAAAUGGCGGCGGGGACGACCUGAAGGGGGCCCAGAACGAGAGCGGAGCGCGCCGCGCCGCAGCUUCCCGUGCGCCUUGCGCGCCUCUCCGCGCCAAGGGGUCGCCAUGAGGCUCCUCCGGGCGCUGCUGAGGAGCGUCUCCCCGGCCACUAUCCCUCAGCAGGUGGACUUCUACUGCCGCUUCUCCCCGUCGCCCCUCUCCAUGAAGCAGUUCCUCGACUUCGGAUCUGACAAUGCAUGUGAGAAAACUUCAUUUAUGUUUCUGCGACAGGAGUUGCCAGUAAGAUUAGCAAACAUAAUGAAAGAAAUAAGUCUGCUUCCAGACAACCUUCUCAAAACUCCUUCCGUUCAGCUCGUCCAGAGUUGGUACGUCCAGAGCCUUCAGGAGAUCCUUGAUUUCAAAGACAAAAGUGCAGAAGAUGCAGAAGCUGUUUCUUGUUUUACAGAUACUGUGAUAACAAUCCGGAAUCGUCACAACGAUGUCAUUCCUACCAUGGCUCAGGGCGUGAUAGAGUACAAGGACCACUAUGGUGUUGAUCCAGUGACCAGUCAGAAUGUGCAGUAUUUUUUAGACCGCUUCUUCAUGAGCCGUAUUUCAAUCAGAAUGCUUCUUAAUCAGCACACUUUGUUGUUCGGGGGGAAAGUCAAGGUCAACCCUGCUCAUCCCAAACACAUUGGAAGCAUUGAUCCUAAGUGCAAUGUGGUUGAAGUCAUAAAAGACGGCUAUGAAAAUGCAAAGACCCUUUGUGACCUGUAUUACAUGAAUUCUCCAGAACUUGUACUCGAGGAGAGAAACGUAAAAUCACCAGGGCAGCCCAUGCAGGUGGUGUAUGUCCCGUCACAUCUCUACUACAUGGUUUUUGAACUUUUCAAGAAUGCAAUGAGAGCUACAAUGGAACAUCACGCGGACCGAGACAUUUACCCUCCAAUUCAUGUCCACGUCACAUUAGGCAAUGAGGAUUUAACUGUGAAGAUGUGUGAUCGUGGUGGUGGUGUUCCUUUGAGGAAAAUAGAUCGGCUGUUUAACUACAUGUAUUCAACUGCACCCCGUCCCCGUGUUGAGACAUCGCGAGCAACACCUCUGGCUUUAUCAACAGAAUCUGUUGAAAGACUGCCGGUAUAUAACAAAGCAGCUUGGAAACAUUACACAGCGAAUCAUGAAGCAGAUGACUGGUGUGUCCCAAGUAGUGAGCCAAAAGACAUGACUACAUUCCGCAGUAUAUAGCCAUAUGGGACAAUAUGUGGUGUGCAGAAGAUAGCCUUAGUACACGGUUCAUGUUAGGACUGUGUAAGUCUGGUUUACUACAGUACAGCUCUAAUAUUUUGUAUGGGGGAGCACACAAUUUGACUAAACAGGAGUCAGAAAACCACGUCUUUUCUAGAGCAGCGUUCGUUUAAAAAAGUGAGUAUGCUAAAUUCAUUUCAAUCAUUCCAUCUUAAAUUGCUUCAGCAGGUAGAUCUGGUGUAUCAAGUUCUAGAUUUUAUAUAAAAAGGUCAGUGCACAGCUUGUUCAAGUAUUGUACAAUUUCACUUGCCAAGCAUUCUAAUGAGACUUCCAUGGAAAACUUAGUUGAAUUAAAUAACUGCAAUGUUGUAAACCUUAUCUGGGAAUCAGUUGCACUAGCACAGACAGCAUUACAAUGUGAGAAAUACUAGAUAAAACGUGAUCAUGCUCUUUUUCUAGGAAUCAAACAGUUUGAGCCUUCUAAUAUUAGACACCAUAGUUCUUCUAACAAACCACAUGCAUUUAAUUUCAUACAUGAUCCAGCUUGAGUUUCAUUAAUAUUAAUUUGGAGGUUUAGCACAUAAUUAAAUAUCUCCCACUAAAAUCAGUGGCACUUGAUAACAUUUACAUUUGGCUAGCUUGUGCCUUGUGUUUUUACCCUCUGUAGGAAGUUUGAAUGAAAAUCUCAAAUCUGGUAGUGCAUAAAUAUGUUAUUCUUUAGAUGGAGUUCCAAGAAUGAAUAUUUGCCUCUCUUCAGAAUAUUCAGGCAUAAUGAAUUGGAUCCCAAAAAUGAUGAGUUGAACUUCACUCAUGUAGUGGGACUUUCCUGCCACCACCAAAGUUGGUUCUGAGAAUUGAAGGACUGUCUGGAAUGGCAUAUGAUGGGGUACAGGGGCUGUAGUGGGAUAGGGAAUUAUGGAGAAUUCAGUGGGGCUGACUUGUGGGAGUGCCUUGCCACACGCACAGGACAUCUCUGGAUCCAGCCCUUUUAUAUCAGCAGUUGCAAUUAAUGCAAAAACACUGAACAUGAUCUGGACAAAAUGGAAUUGCUGGAGAGGCUUAAGCAAGUCCUCAAUUCUCCUGUUGAAAUUAGUAGUAUGUGAAAGUGCUUAAACUUUUGAUGAAUUUUGCUUUUCAGUAAAUGAAAGUUGUUAAUAAAGCACAGCCUGCCUCCUAAUUUAAUGCCACUGAUACUUGCACUGAUUUUUGCAAAAAUGAAACAGGCCUCAGGUUGUUAAGAAAGUUUGGACAUUAUGCACAUAGUACUUUUGACAUCUAAUUGCUAUGGCUAUGUUUCUUUGCACUAUUAUAGUAUUUCUUUUAAAAUAUUUGGAUAUGUUCAGCUUCUUAAGAAUGAAAAGAAACUGGAGCAAUAGUUCUUUUUAAAAAUGUGGUAUACUUUCUGAUGUUUCUUGCUGCUCUAGCCUAUUAAAUACUUCUAUACAUAUUUAACUUCCUGUUUAUGCUCUAUCUUCUAUAAACAUGUGGCCAGCUGCCAAGUAGUAGAAUGAAAGCCAUUUAAUUUCACUGAAUUCAGCCAAAUUCUGGGGUAUUUGGUAGUAUCUAAUACUGUUCAUGGUAACUUGCAAACUCAACAAGAAGCGGAUGAACAGUUGCAGCCAUUGUGAACGUAAUGCCAGUAUUGCAAGGAAUAAUCAAGACAGGAGCUAUCUAGUAAGUUGUGCAUACAUUAUAGAAAGCACAAUUGGUAUCUAUCUGAAGGGUAGUUUCCCAUUGGCAAAGCAAAGCCUAUUGAGUUGGGUUAUAGUUCCAACUGUUGGUUGAAGGUAGAACAAACAUUUUGGGAAGUAAAGAGCUCCCACAAUCUAGUUAGCAGACUUGCUAAGCCCAAAGUAGGUCACAGGAGCGAACCUAAAAUGUAAGUAUAGUACAAGAAACUGAGAGAACAAGGAUCAGCUAGGCCUGACUUCCACGUGUGUAUGUCUGUCUGUCUCUCUAUAUAUAAUAAAAAUUCAGAUUACUGCAUGGGAAUGAGUGAAUAUUAAAGUUGCAGUCAUUAAAAGUAGGGUGCAGUAGCCUUGUGGUGCUAAUGAAAGCUACCCUUAAGGUAGGUACCAAUUGGUAUUUUUUCCCAACUGACAACACACGGCUAUAUAGAUGGGAUGUACCAAAAAUUACCCCCAACUAGGCUGGGACCCCCACUCCAGCAAAGAAAAAGAAUUUUUUUGAGAGAGAGAGAUGCUCUUACCAAACGCUUCUUCAGCCUAAGCACAGGAACCAAUUUUACAGUAUCUCGUGAAGGUACUGGGAGAAAGAUCACACAGAGAAA
Podarcis muralis (Common wall lizard) is the source of this 3839-nucleotide messenger RNA. It is a transcript of the gene PDK1, whose product is annotated as pyruvate dehydrogenase kinase 1. Lineage: Eukaryota; Metazoa; Chordata; Lepidosauria; Squamata; Lacertidae. Gene Ontology annotation, cellular component: mitochondrion. Gene Ontology annotation, molecular function: pyruvate dehydrogenase (acetyl-transferring) kinase activity. The record is from RefSeq and is a predicted model, not a curated record. Gene Ontology annotation, biological process: protein phosphorylation; regulation of glucose metabolic process.